UGGUCUCACUCACAAACACAAAACACUUUUUCGGUAAGUGAGAGUAGGUCGGGCUCUCAUUUGUUCCAUGGCAGAUUGAUUCUGAUGUUUUUUGUCACUAUCGUCAAUAACACUUCAGAAAAAACAGAAGUGAGAAGUUGCAUCAAGUUUCAAGGGACUCAGGAGGAAGGCACUUUAUAGUGAUUGCCUCCACGUCAAGACAUAACGAAAAGUAACCAACAUGGAUGUGGAUUAUAUUGAAUAUGAAGAUUACACCCCGGACAAUGAAACUGAGAACAACACCACACCUGGACUACUGAAUUUCAGUACUUCUCAGUCUUCUCUGACUCAUGUUCUGGUGGCAGUUAAUAUCAUUAUAGCUGUUAUUGGCCUUGGAGGAAAUUCAUUAGUGAUCUGGAUCUGUGGAUGCAAAAUGAAAAGAACGGUCAUCACCACCUGGUACAUCAGUCUGGCCAUUUCAGACUUUUUGUUCUGUUUCUUUUUGCCCCUGGAAGUAUUCUACAUGAUCACCUCACACUGGCCUUUUGGACAGGUCUUGUGCAAACUCACCUCCUCCGCCCUGUUUCUAAACAUGUACUGCAGUGUAUUUCUGUUGGUUCUAAUCAGCACCGAUCGCUGUAUAAUGAUCUCAUUUCCUGUGUGGUCACAUAACCACCGGACAGUGAAGAAAGCGUAUGGAGUUGUUGUCCUUGUGUGGCUCCUUUCUGCAGUCCUAACGGCGCCCUCACUGAUCUUCAGACAAAUCACACUCCAUGGCUCAGUCACUCAGUGCUACACCGAUUACAUGGGCCAUUCCAAACACAAGGCAGUGGUACUGACUCGAUUCAUCUGCGGCUUCCUGAUUCCUUUCCUAAUGAUUGUGUUCUGCUGCUCGGUGCUUGGUGUGAAGCUGAGAAGUUUGACCAUCAAGUCAACAAAGCCUUACAAAGUCAUGGUAGCGCUCAUCUUGUCAUUUUUCUGCUGCUGGGUCCCCUAUCAUAGCUUUGUUCUUUUAGAGUUAGACUUGAAGAACCACAGCCUGGAAGUCCUAAAAACUGGCCUGAAGGUGGGGGCCACCCUGGCUGCAGCAAACUGCUUCAUAUCCCCAGUUCUCUAUGUGUUCAUUGGUAAUGACUUUAAACAAACCCUAAAGCGAUCUUUGACAUCAAAGAUAGAGGAGGCAAUGGCGGAGGAUUUUCGUACAGAUCUCAAUCGCUCAAGGUCUAAGUCAAUGGAAGUUAUCUAAAGUCAAGGUGAAACCUUUAUCAUCAAUGACAAGGAGUAUUUCACAGUACAGAACAUGAUUGUAGAGCUUGGCGAUAUUGACAAAAUCAUAUGUCAUGGCAUGUUUAAACUCUGAUGUGUAUAGCAGGCGAUUGUUUAUGUCUCUAUUGAUGAUUUAUUUAACAUGAUGAUAAAACCUCAUUAAUUUUUUACACAAUAUCAAAUUUGCAUUUCACAAUGGUCACAUUUGUUCAUCUGGAAUAUGUUGGUCAGAAAUGGAUUGGCCACUGACAUGGAUUAAUGUCUUUUAACUUUUAAAAAAAUCUUAACACUCAAAUAUUUUGUAUUUUUAGAUACUUUUUAUGUGUGUGAAUGAAUUGCUUGUGCGUUUGUCUGCUGUUAUGUUUGAAAACCACCUUGCUUCAAAUUUCCCCUUGCGGGACAAAUAAAGUAUUUUGAAUUGAAUAAAAUUGAUCAUUUACAAUAUAUUAAAAUUUGGUUGAGCUAACUGUGAACUAAAUUAUAAUUGAAGUGAAACAUUCAUGUGGCCAUCAAAAACUGUGUGCCUUCUUUUAAAUGUUCUUGAAAAACAAAUACCUUUAUUCUUAAUCUUGUUAUUAGAAACUGAUAUUUAAAAUUUCUAAAGGGAAGUAAACGAAUGAACAUACUUACAUUGUUGUAACUUCCUUCUGCAAAGUUCUACUUCGAACUUCCUUCUGUAAAUUUCAAACUUCCUUUGAUUUAGUCCUACUAGCAAGCAGUAGCCCCACUGUUGUAUAUUAUUGUUGUAUUUGUUUUAUUAUGUUUUAUUUUAAAUUUAACAAAACACAUUAAACCUGCUCUUAUUAAUAUUUCUAUAUUAACAAUGGAAAAAAAUUUAUGAAUGUGAGAGGAGUAGCUAGUAGUGACAAAUUAUCACCUGACUCUGCAGUUCCCCUCAGAGCUUUUCAGUGUCUUUUAGCUCAUUGUUUUGAUAUUGCUGUUUGGUUCACUUGCAUCCACCCUGUUUCCAGCCGCAGCAGGCAGCUGUUUUCUGCGAAAAAGGUGGUGAACACAGUGGAUGUUUUAGCAAUUAAAGUGGCAAAAGAGGCUAAAACAUAGCUAAAGUGAGUGAAUACUGGACUUAAAUUCGCCUGGUGGACAGAAACACGACUCUAAAUGAAUGAUAAUGUUGCUCCGUGUCUGCUGGAUGUGUAAAAGAGGCAGCUGUUUCCUAAAAUGUUCGCCAUUUCAACUUUAUGUCAAUGUUGUUUAUGUUGGUGGAGCUUCCGUUCGUGGGCACCUGAUAGGCCUGACUGAGGGCCACAGAAUCCCAGGCGCAGCAGUAGCCACGCCCCCUGCCUCCCCCAGGAUCUACUACCGGUUAAACGGUGUGAUGCAACCAGCACUACAAACCCCCAUCCACUGGGCCUCCUAUAUACUUAUUUUGAAGCGCUGGGUGCCAGCGGAGACACGCUGCCUGCACCUUCUUGUUGGGUGGAUCUGUCUUUAAAUGGCCACCGCUGCCCCCCCUCCAGCCUUUGGCUCAAAUGCGGCCACUGAAAACCUAAGUCCCGGAUCCAGCGGCUCGACUGCAGCCGACAGUGGCAACCAGGACAGCACUUUCGAGUGUAACAUAUGUUUGGACACCGCCAAGGAUGCAGUGAUCAGCCUGUGUGGACACCUCUUCUGUUGGCCUUGCUUGCAUCAGUGGUUGGAGACCAGACCCAACAGACAAGUGUGUCCAGUGUGUAAAGCUGGCAUCAGCCGAGACAAAGUUAUCCCCUUAUAUGGGCGGGGAAGCACAGGUCAACAAGACCCCAGAGAAAGAACACCUCCUCGACCACAAGGGCAAAGGCCUGAGCCAGAAAACCGUGGUGGCUUUCAAGGGUUUGGCUUUGGAGAUGGGGGUUUCCAAAUGUCGUUUGGAAUCGGUGCCUUUCCAUUUGGUAUUUUUGCUACAGCUUUUAACAUCAAUGAUGGAAGACCUUCUCCAGCGGCUCCUGGGACACCACAGCACAUGGAUGAACAGUUUCUGUCUCGACUCUUCCUGUUUGUCGCUCUGGUGAUUAUGUUUUGGCUGCUGAUUGCAUAAAUGCACGGAAAGACAACAUCUUGGGGUAACACAAGAGAUUUGACAGAGAUGCGACAUUAUGACACAUCAUCACGGUUUGCACCAAUGGGAUUCUGCCUUUUUGGUUCCUUGAUUUUGUUUCUCUCUCCUUGACACAAAGCCAUGUCAGUUUUGAAUGAAGGAGGUUUUUCCAAAAUAAAGAUAUCCAAGGAUAACAAAUUUCAAGGUGAACCACAUAACAUUGGUUGCCUAAUGUUUUAACUCAUUAACAGUUACAUAGUGUGCUUGCAAAGCAGCACACCAAAAUUCCUUCCUUGUAUUUCCUUCAUCCAAACUUCAGCAGCUAACGUCUUCAAACAUCAUGCUGCCUGAUACGACUCUCUCUGUUGUUGGUCUUUUUUUUAUCAGACGCAUACAGGAGGUUGUUCAGGUGAGAGAACGUGGAGAUCAUUCUCGGUGCUCUUUUAUUGCAUUCUGACUGAAAUUAGGUUUUUUGGAGUAUUGUUUUGCUACUAUUGCUGUAUUUAAAGAUAUACUCUGCCAAACAAACUAAGACCACCAGUGCCCUGUGCUCAUUAAAUUGGAUUUAUAUGGUCAUUUCCUUUUUGCUUAUAUUUGGCCCGUUACCCUCCUUGAUCCCUAUAAACUUUUGGGGUAGCUGUUACUGUAAAUUAAUUUUAGUCAGUUAACAUUAACAAUGGUUCUGUUCUAUUCAAGUGUCCCAGUAAGACAGCCAUCAUUCAUUUUAUUUACACCUGUGCUUUUCCUGCUGUGACAUGUCAAAAUGUCCUAUUCAUACAGGCCUGCUGAAUACUCGCAUGUGUCUCCUUCACGUUGUCUCUCUGUUCACUCGUACUAAGAAUGUUGUUUUUAUUUAGCUGUACCUGAUCUUACAAAUGAUGCAUCUCAUUGGCAAAAUUUACCAAAAUCACACACUUUUUGUGGAAUCAAAACAAUGUCAGGCAUUGUCUUUAUUUUAGAUGAGAUUAAAAAGAAAUGUGUUGAUGCAUGUAAGCAGUUGAAAGAUAAGAUUAAUUUAUGAAACAGUGUUCCUCUCCAAAUUGGAAAGUCUUUUUUCCUCUCAGUUUUCUGUAUGUCACUGUAAUUAAAUGUAAGAUACUGUAGUUUACAGAUUUAAAAUGAAGAUUGGUGGGUUGAACAUGAAACCACUUUUCUAAAUGUGAAUUCACUCUUGACAGUAAAGCUGUGUAAAUAAAGAUGUUAAUCAUA
This is a messenger RNA of Siniperca chuatsi (mandarin fish), 4486 nucleotides long. RefSeq names its product ring finger protein 185 (gene rnf185). The record is from RefSeq and is a predicted model, not a curated record. Bases 2696 to 3277 code for a protein of 193 amino acids. NCBI's taxonomy places the organism in Eukaryota, Metazoa, Chordata, Actinopteri, Centrarchiformes, Sinipercidae. Gene Ontology annotation, molecular function: complement receptor activity; ubiquitin protein ligase activity; G protein-coupled receptor activity. The transcript is spliced from 8 exons. Gene Ontology annotation, biological process: ubiquitin-dependent protein catabolic process; positive regulation of cytosolic calcium ion concentration; chemotaxis. Gene Ontology annotation, cellular component: endoplasmic reticulum; plasma membrane.